UGCAAGAGCUGGCUACAGAGCAGAAUCAUGGAGGAACAAUAGCAGAAUCACGAAUUGAGCUGUCACAGUUAUGACAGGAUCUUCAGUUCAUGUCAGUUUACACUGCAACGAAGAUUUAAAGGGAAAAAUCUAGUAAAAAAGAUCAUUAACUGAAGAUCAAGGGUGCGUGGAUAUUCUAACUUAAUUUUUGAAUUUUGCAAAACUGUACGUGGAUUUCAAUUGUUCCUGCAUGCUGUGCACACCACAUCAGAAUCCCAUCUGCUUAUCGUAUGCACCGUGAUACCUUUACUUUGCUGAUUGAUUAAUCGUUCAACAAACUCUAAACAUCAAUGGCUGCUUAUAUCAACCGUACGAUAUCCAUGAUCGGAGGAGAUGGUCAGCACCGAACCAAUGACCUCAGAUCAGAUAAUUCUCCUCUUCAGAUUUUUGUCAAGGCCAAGAGGAAAAUCAACGACAUCUUUGUUGAGAUUGAUGACUACGUACAAGAUGCUGUUGGAUUUAUGGAUACCCUACGAGAUGAUCGUGACAUUGUCAGUGCAAAAGAAGCGGAGCGGAUUCAAUCUUAUGUGAACAAAGUACAUGCAAUCCGAGAUGUACUCAAACGAGAUCACAUGAAAGUUGCCUUUUUUGGGAGGACUAGUAAUGGAAAGAGUACAGUCAUAAAUGCAAUGCUGCGAGAUAAGAUCUUACCAAGCGGGAUCGGACAUACCACAAAUUGUUUUCUUCAAGUAGAGGGUUCAGAUAAUGGAGAAUCGUAUCUCAUCACCGAAGGAUCCACAGAUAAACAACCUGUGCAGUCCGUGGGGCAGCUUGGGCAUGCAUUGUGCAAAGAAAAGUUAUGCGAAAGUCAUCUGGUGCGAAUUUUUUGGCCAAGAGAAAAAUGCCUCUUACUGAGAGAUGAUGUAGUGUUUGUUGACAGUCCUGGUGUUGAUGUGACACCGAAUCUUGAUGAGUGGAUAGACAAGCAUUGCCUGGAUGCAGAUGUCUUUGUUCUAGUUGCAAACGCAGAAUCCACACUUAUGGUUACAGAAAAAAAUUUUUUCCAUAAAGUUUCCAUGAAGCUAUCUAAGCCCAACAUCUUCAUCUUAAACAAUCGUUGGGACGCUUCAGCUUCAGAACCAGAAUUUUUUGACCAGCUGGUCAAUGAACAAAGGGAGGUAAGAGCACAGCACCAAGAACGUGCCAUUGACUUCCUGUCAAAAGAGCUAAAAGUUUAUACACCCAAGGAUGCGGAGGAAAGAGUCUUUUUUAUAUCAGCUAAAGAAACACUUCAAGCCCGCCUUCAAGAACAACGCGGUCAACCUGCGCAUAACGGGGCGCUCGCUGAGGGCUUUCAAAAUCGUUAUUUUGAGUUUCAAGACUUCGAACGAAAGUUUGAGGAGUGUAUAUCAAAGUCAGCAGUAAAAACUAAAUUUGAACAACAUUCACAACGCGGAAAACAUAUCGCAUUAGAAAUACGAUCAACAUUAGAUGAAAUUCUCGAACGAACCGAAAAAAUGCGUUCCCAACAAAUGACUAUAAAAAAAGAAGUCCACGACAAAUUAAAUUUCACAGAACAGCAGCUAAUACUUUUGACCCAGGAGAUGAAGGAUAAAAUUCACCGUAUGGUCGAAGAUGUGGAGCAAAGAGUUUCCAAAGCUUUGAGCGAAGAAAUCAGAAGGUUGGCUGUUUUGAUAGACGAAUUUAGCGUUCCAUUUCAUCCAGAACCUUUGGUACUGAAUGUGUAUAAAAGAGAGUUGCACAGUCACGUUGAAAAUGGAUUAGGUUCGAAUCUGCGAGCACGACUUAGUACAGCAUUGGCACUAAACAUGGAAAAUUCUCAACGUGAAAUGACCGAACGUAUGGCUAGCUUAUUACCGGAAAACAAAAAGCAGGUUUCCCUCAAUAUCCUACCAAGACGAGAGCCUUUCGAAAUCUUGUAUCGAUUAAAUUGCGACAAUCUGUGUGCCGAUUUCCACGAAGAUCUGGAGUUCAGAUUCUCAUGGGGAAUCACAGCUUUAAUCAACAGAUUUGCAGGAAAACAAGGACAUAAACUUGCAAUUACAAAUUAUCCUCAAGGAAUUCCUCAAUCACUGGUGUCUCCAACGGAGAGCGUGGAUUCUGUGAAAUUCAUAGCAAGUCCGACCUGCCUUCCGUCACGAGGCGAUGAUUGGUCUUUGGCGACUCGCGUUGCAAUCGCUUCCAUAACAUCUCAGGGUACCAUGGGAGGGCUUCUUGUUGCUGGUUUUAUGCUGAAAACAGUUGGUUGGAGGCUGAUAGCCGUAACUGGUGCAGUUUAUGGAGCGUUAUAUCUUUAUGAAAGAUUGACCUGGACGAACAAAGCAAAGGAAAGGGCGUUCAAACAACAGUAUGUUAAUCACGCAACCAAAAAAUUAAGGUUGAUUGUGGAUUUAACUUCCGCUAACUGUAGUCACCAAGUACAACAGGAGUUGUCCAGCACGUUUGCUCGUCUUUGCCAUUUGGUGGAUGAAGCUACAUCUGAAAUGGAUACGGACCUCAAAACGAUAGCGACUACUCUCCGAACUCUGGAGGAAGCCGCAACAAACGCGAAAGUCAUGCGUAACAAGGCCAAUUAUUUAGCUAAUGAACUCGAUUUAUUUGACGCAGCUUAUCUAAAAUCAUUGAAUUGAAUGAUGGGGCUGCUGUAGUGUCCGAAGACUACCCUAGUCUUAGAAUCCUGAGUGGCUAGAGAAAUGUUUUUUUUUAUACAUAUACCUAAUUCAGUAUGACGAUUGUACUCACGUAAGUUGAUAACUUUUUUUUACUACAAUGAUUGAUGAGUUUUGAUUGAUCUACAUCAUGAGCAUACAAGUGCAGCUGUCGAAAAUGACUUUCAUCCCAUAAAGAGUCUUAAUAGCUACUACGAUAUAAGAACGGUUCGUCAUAAGAAUUUUAUCGUCAACGCACAAAAAUUGCGGUAAUUAAUAUAUUUUAUCUUAAUUUUUUAGAGCGUCAUAUUGAAUUCCGUAUAGAUGAAUUAAUUCGGUAACCUGCAUACCACAAAUGGAAUGUUGUAUCUAGUCUUAAUACCUGAAGUCCCAAUCAACGAUCGAGCAUCAGCCAUUAUCGUGAAAUCCCUCAAUGAAUUUGGGUAAUAUUAUUACUCGCAGGUAGUAAUUGGCAUCUGAGUUUUUUAUUCUAUUUCUUUUAAAAUCAUUUAGUUUCUAGAUCUAUUACAGAGAAAUAUUAAUACCAAAAUCGAAUAAUCAUGAUAUUGAUCUAUUACCCCCUCAAAGAAGAGCAAUUUGUUGAAUAUUAGAUACUGAACUUUAUUCAUUGAGUGAAUGUAUAAAUAGAAUUGUGUUAAUAAAAACAGUUGGUUAUUAUAUACAUGAAA
Messenger RNA from Athalia rosae (coleseed sawfly), 3337 nucleotides. It is a transcript of the gene Marf, whose product is annotated as transmembrane GTPase Marf. Gene Ontology annotation, cellular component: mitochondrial outer membrane. The record is from RefSeq and is a predicted model, not a curated record. NCBI's taxonomy places the organism in Eukaryota, Metazoa, Arthropoda, Insecta, Hymenoptera, Athaliidae. Gene Ontology annotation, molecular function: GTPase activity; GTP binding. Gene Ontology annotation, biological process: mitochondrion localization; mitochondrial fusion. The transcript is spliced from 14 exons. The coding region runs from base 330 to 2630 and encodes 766 amino acids.